Messenger RNA from Acanthosepion pharaonis, 1170 nucleotides. The record is from the annotation of a GenBank genome assembly. Lineage: Eukaryota; Metazoa; Mollusca; Cephalopoda; Sepiida; Sepiidae.
AUGUCUGCUCUUGAUCCGGCUCUCAUCCAGGCUAUCCAAAAGGUUGUGUCUGAAGAGGUUAACAAUGCCAUUUCUCCACUCAAGCAAGAGCUUAAUCAGCUGAGAAGCCAGGUGUCUGGUUCCAUUGGUAGAUCCUCUGCUCAUAGUAUAAAUCUGUCAUCCGGAAUGUCUCCUAAAAUUGGUAUCAAUGGCUUUGGCCGCAUUGGAAGGCUGGUCCUCAGGAGUGCCCUGUUGAAGGGUGCCACUGUUGUAGCCAUUAAUGAUCCAUUUGUCGAUUUGAACUAUAUGGUUUAUAUGUUUAAAUAUGACAGUACACAUGGAAUGUUCAAGGGUGAUGUUAGUCAUGAAGGUGGUAAAUUGAUUAUCAAUGGCAGUCCAAUUGCUGUCUUCAAUGAGAAGGACCCUAAUAACAUUCCCUGGGGAAGUGUUGGUGCUGAUUAUGUUCUGGAGUCAACUGGAGUCUUCACCACCAUUGAAAAGGCCUCUGCUCACUUGAAGGGUGGGGCCAAGAAGGUUGUGAUCUCUGCCCCAUCUGCUGAUGCUCCAAUGUUUGUUGUGGGUGUAAACCAUCAGAAGUAUACAAAAGACCUCAAUGUUGUCAGCAAUGCUUCUUGCACCACCAACUGCCUUGCUCCAGUGGCCAAAGUUAUCCAUGAAAAGUUUGGUAUUUUGGAAGGACUUAUGACCACUGUCCAUGCUUACACUGCAACACAAAAGUGUGUUGAUGGCAUCAGUGCUAAGGACUGGCGUGGUGGUAGGACUGCUGGAACAAACAUCAUCCCAUCAUCUACUGGUGCUGCUAAGGCUGUUGGAAAAGUUAUUCCUGAGCUGAAUGGUAAACUGACUGGCAUGGCAUUCAGGGUUCCAACUCCUGAUGUGUCUGUGGUGGAUCUCACUUGCAGAUUGCAAAAAGAAACUACAUAUGAAGACAUCAAGAAAGCUGUGAAACAUGCAUCUGAAAAUGAGUUGAAAGGUGUGCUUGGUUAUACUGAGGAUGCUGUUGUCUCAACAGACUUUAUUGGUGAUCCUAGAAGCAGUAUCUUUGAUGCUACUGCUGGCAUUCAAAUCAGUCCCACAUUUGUUAAGCUGAUCUCUUGGUAUGACAAUGAAUUUGGUUACAGCUGCAGAGUCAUUGAUCUUAUUCAUCACAUGGCUACUGUUGAUGCUUAA